AAAAUAACAUCCACUUUCAAACCAAACCCAAAGGACCAAGGACCCAAGACUAGGACCAACCAAGUCCAACCAAGUCCAACCAAAAACUGCACCAACUGCAUCAUUUCUUCAAACUCGCCCUAUCUUACCACAAACCACAACCUCACAAACCUCACAACUUCGCAACUUCGCAACCUCACCUAGUUACCUUACCUAGAACCAUAAUCUCCAAAAAAGAAAAAAAAAUUUCACUCUAGAAUAUAUUUGCGCAAGAACUUGCAUCCCUCUUCUUUUUUUCCCCCCCACCAACCUUGAAUCCUACAUUUCGCCAAGUUGAGCAAACAAGCUCCCCCCCAAAAAUAUCCCACCUACCCAAUCCGCCGAGCACACGACCAAAUCAUCACCCUUAGUUAUGCCUUCUUCUGCCGUUCAGAACCCUCUCGUUCAGACCGAGUCCAAGUCUGCAAAGAAGAAGAAGGCUAAGGCUGAGCGAACCGAGUCUCCAGCCCCGUCUGCUCUGUCCGUGCCCGAGAAGGCUGGCUCCGUCGCUGGUCAAGAAGGUCAGGAUGAUAGCUCCGAAAGCCCUUACGUCCGUGAGCUUCAGAAGAACAUCCGUAACCUAAACAAAAAGAUUUCCAAUUCUGCCAAGACCGAUAUCAUAAUCGACCAGCACAAAGACAAAUCACUAGAUGAACUUGUCAAUGCUAGAAUCAUCAACGCCGACCAGCGCACCCAGCGGCUGAAGAAGCCCCAACUGGAAUCUCAACUUGCCCAGCUCGAGGAACAACUUGCCCAGUAUAAGAAAGUGGACGAGGAAUACCGAACUCGCAUCGCAGCCGAGAAGGCUAGCUUAGAGAAGUCCUUGACAGAGGGAUUCGAGAAGGAGAAGGCCGAUGCGAUUAGCGAGAUUAAGGAGCAAGCCGCAGCCGACUCUAAGAAGACCCAGCAUGAUAGUUUGCUGGUACUGUCGCAGUUCCUUCGACUGGCCGCCGCUCGAAGAACAGAGGAGGCAGAUGCUGGCCUGGACGAGAACAUGGCGCUCGAGGGUGUUCUCCUUAACGUCUAUUCGGGAGACGAGAAUGCUGUUUCUACUAUGAUUAAGCUUAUCGAAGGCUCCGAAGAAAAGACCACCAGUGUUAGCGGAGACGAGCUUCAGACUACAUUCGCCCAAGUUAAGGCUGUGUCCGCGGCUCAUGCUACUCUGUUUGCUGCUGAGGUAGCCGCUGAAUCUACAGAAGCUUCUGUCGAGACCACUAAUGGAACUGACCCAACUGUUGCCCAUGCCGGUCUUACUGAGAUCGACAGUACUGGAGCUACGGCCCCGUUAACUAACGGUCACACCGAGUCUACACCGACAUCGGCACCUGGUGUCCCUGAGAAUGCAGACGUCGGUGAUGAUGCUGCUAACGCCGCCGCCGAGUCUCAAUGGGAUGCUAACAACGACCUGAGCGCCUCCAUUUCCCAGGAAGAGUGGGUUAAGGUCCCUCGAGAUCCUACCGAAACGGAGACCGGUCUAACGGCAACCCCCGCAUCGACGGGCAAUGUCCAAUCCUGGGCCGACGAACAGCCCGAGAACCCACCGGAGUCUCGCGCCCCCGCGGAAGCGAACGACGGAUUUCACCAAGUUCAGCGCAACCGACCACGAGGUGAUCGCGAAGGAGGCUGGAGAGGACGUGGCCGAGGCGACUACCGCGGUGGCUGGCGAGGACACGGAGAGGGACGAGGACGCGGUCGUGGUCGCGGCCGCGGCGGGAUGGGACGUGGUGGAAGACCACGAACUGAAGAGUCGUAGAGGAUUCAGUCUCGUGCCGGUGCCCGUCGAUUUUAUUGCCGCAUCUCUCGGGAUCGGCUCCUGGCUCGACAGUCAUGGCGCUGAUCUACCUCGUUCUCACUCGACCGUAUCUAGACUCUGCCCGUCUGGUUGUACAGGAAUAAUUUCGAUAUAAAAAACAUUAGCAUUCGGUGCCCGCGCAUGUAUUCAUGAGGAGGAUAAUUGUAAAGCAAAAAAAGGGAUUGGUGGGCUGUCCAAAUGCGUUUGGAUCGGCCCUCUGACUUUAUAAAAAGGGAAACAACAGGGUGGGCACAAACUGGCGUCGGCUUUCUUCCCGCACCGCGCAUCGGGUUGGUGGGGGACAGGAUUCCUUGUUUGUCUGUACCAAAAGUUCGUUGGCAUUUACGAGACGCGAAAAAAGAAGUCGGUUGGCGUAAAUGGUUAAUGAGACCAAGAUUAUGAGGAUACAUGCUUUGCUUGCUUGCUUUGUGUUUGCCUGUAAUGUUGCGUGUGACCGCGUAUAAUGAUUAUAUGAUGCGAGAGGCUCUAGACUUAUAUUAUAGAGACCUCGGGAAGAAAGGGGCUCGAGUUGGCUGGCGUUAGACGUUUUGCCACAAGAGUUAGAGUUCUCUGCUAUAAUAGUAAUUCGAGAAGCCUAUGUUGAUAAUAA
This is a messenger RNA of Daldinia loculata, 2420 nucleotides long. RefSeq lists its product as uncharacterized. Bases 392 to 1771 code for a protein of 459 amino acids. The transcript has 5 exons. NCBI's taxonomy places the organism in Eukaryota, Fungi, Ascomycota, Sordariomycetes, Xylariales, Hypoxylaceae. The record is from RefSeq and is a predicted model, not a curated record.